Messenger RNA from Fusarium mangiferae, 855 nucleotides. RefSeq lists its product as uncharacterized. The record is from RefSeq and is a predicted model, not a curated record. Gene Ontology annotation, molecular function: S-adenosylmethionine-dependent methyltransferase activity. NCBI's taxonomy places the organism in Eukaryota, Fungi, Ascomycota, Sordariomycetes, Hypocreales, Nectriaceae. Bases 1 to 855 code for a protein of 284 amino acids. The transcript has a single exon.
AUGAAUGCCCCAGAGUCCGACCGAACCUUCUCGCCCAAGCAGGCCUUGAAGCCUACACCAGAGCUCUAUGGUGAGAUCGUCGGUGAUGGCAUGGAACAACUCGCUGCUGCUUCUUUAUUCUCUGUGGGAUCGUUCGAUAAUUCCGAAGUCAACUUUCACGAUGUUGGAUGUGGCCUCGGAGCCGGUACCGAAGCUAUCAUGAGUUUGAAGCAAGACAAUAUUACCAUCAAAGGCACCGACAUAAACGACGACGUAUUGAAAAUAUACCGACAGAACGCUAAAAGCCAGUGGCCUGCCGAGGCUCUCAAGAUGGACGCGUCGAACCUUGAAUUCCCCGAUGAGACGUUCACUCAUUGCAUUGGCAACGCGUUGUUGUUUGUUCUCCCAAAUGACGGCAUCGACGCGAUCAAGGAGAUGCAUCGCACCUUGAAGCCUGGUGGUGUUGCGAUUCUCAACUCAUGGGCUCGUACGCCAACUAUUCCCGCUAUCCAUGCAGCAGCGAAAAAGACUCGACCAGAUGGUACACCUCUGCCACGAGAGGGACUGGACAAAUGGGAAGACAGAGAAUUUUUGAGGGAUGUAAUCAUCAAAGGAGGCUUUGAAGAGGAGAAAGUGAAGUUCUUCCAAAAGGAUGUUCAUGUUACCAUCGGCGAUCUUAGGCGUUUUGCGACUAUGAUAUGGAGCUUUAUUGGGGGAACUUCGAAGGUGGGAUGGCUUGAGUCGGAUGAGGAGAACUGGGAUAUAGCUGUUGAUGCAGUCGUUGAGGCGCUGACUGAGACGGAAGGGUAUGAGAGGCUUGAGGAUGGGAGGAAUAAGAUCAUGUUUCAGGCUCAUGUUGCCGUUGCUACCAAGUAG